Komagataella phaffii GS115 is the source of this 1791-nucleotide messenger RNA. Its product is annotated as 1,3-beta-glucanosyltransferase. Gene Ontology annotation, biological process: fungal-type cell wall (1->3)-beta-D-glucan biosynthetic process. Lineage: Eukaryota; Fungi; Ascomycota; Pichiomycetes; Pichiales; Pichiaceae. Gene Ontology annotation, cellular component: cytoplasm; fungal-type cell wall. Gene Ontology annotation, molecular function: 1,3-beta-glucanosyltransferase activity. The record is from RefSeq and is a predicted model, not a curated record. Bases 1 to 1791 code for a protein of 596 amino acids. The transcript has a single exon.
AUGCUGGGUUUCAAGGACUUCUUUCGCCUAUUAAUUCUCUUUGUUACUGCAUUUGCCUCCGACUCCUAUGAGUUUUCGUCUUCCGUCAAACAUAUAGCUUCACCCACAACAGUUGAAAGAAUCCGAAAGUUGACUCCCACAAUUGAAGCGUACGGAUCUAAGUUUUUUUAUUCAAACAACGGAUCUCAAUUCUUCAUCAAAGGAAUAGCCUAUCAGCAAGAUUUCACUGAAUACUUGCGUCGUCCUGAAUCCCUUGUCGACGUUGACGCUCCCAAAACCCAAACUCUAUGUGAAUUGAACUUUAGGAACGGCCGACAUUUUGUUGACCCUCUAGCUUGGCCUGAUAUCUGUACCAGAGAUCUGCCAUAUCUUCAAGAGCUAGGAGUCAACACUCUCAGGGUCUACUCUAUAGAUCCAAGGGCUAAUCAUGACGUCUGUAUGGAAAGAUUAGCUGAGGCUGGGAUUUAUGUUAUAUUGGACCUGUCUAACGUUGAUUGCUCUAUUAAUAGGGACGAUCCCUCAUGGGAUCUUGAAAUUAUGGACUGCUACACUUCUGUGAUCGAUACGAUGGCUCCUUAUGACAAUGUAUUAGGUUUUUUUGCUGGCAAUGAGGUCAACACGGAUGUUGCAAACACUUACACAAUGCCGUUUGUAAAAAGUUCUAUUAGAGAUAUAAAGAGUUACAUUAAACGAAAGAAUAUUAGGAAAAUUCCAGUUGGCUACUCCUCCAAUGAUGAUUCCCUUACUAGAAAUAAUUUGGCGGACUAUCUAGUGUGUGGGGAAAAUGAUUUGGCCAAGAUUGACUUUUUCGGUAUCAAUAUGUACGAAUGGUGUGGUUACUCAUCUUAUGCCACAUCAGGAUAUAAGGAGAGAACUUUAGAGAUGGCUGGCUAUCCUGUUCCCGUAUUUUUAAGUGAAUUUGGUUGUAAUCUGAAACGUCCAAGGCCGUUCACAGAAGUGGAAGCUAUAUUCAACAAACCCAUGACAAAUGUUUGGUCAGGUGCAAUAAUGUACAUGUAUUUUGAAGAAAGAAAUGAGUACGGAGUGGUCAAAGUCAAGGGCGAUUACAUCACCGACCCCGUAGAAAAACUGCCGGAUUUUAAUCUUUUGAAGGCACAGUACAGGAAUGCAUCUCCUAAGGGUGUGAACAAACAAGAUUAUUCAUCUCAUGGAUCUAAAGACGUUCAAUGUCCUGUGGCUAGUGAAGAUUGGAAAGUAUCCGAAGAGCUACCUUCUACACCUAGAGCACCAAAAUGUGAUUGCAUGAUGGCAGCUCUGAAAUGCUCAAUUGAAGAGGUUCCGAAUAGAUCAGAGCUGGCAGAAAUAGUGGGGUACAUUUGUGGAGAAAUCAGUUGUCACAAUAUUGUUGCUAAUGGAACCACUGGCUGGUACGGAGAAUUUUCCGAUUGUUCUUUCCACCAGAAGCUAUCCUAUGUGGCCCAAUUAUAUUAUAAUUACCAUAACUCCACUCCUGAUGCAUGCUAUUUUGAAGGGUAUGGUCGUAUCAACGCUUAUCCAAACACAUUAGAGGCAUUAGCUAUGUUUAAGACAUUGAAAGGGACUAGAUGCAAGGAAGAAUUAGGACCAGUCAAGGAGAUUAGUCGUUUGAUAACUGGGGAACCGUUUGGUUCGCAGAAUAGAGAUUCCCCUCGGAGAAUUCUGGUAGAUAGUAGGUUGAAAAAUACUAACUUGGACACGUCCGAAAGCAAAGCCAUCACUGCAAAGAUUAUUUCCAAAUCCAGCCUUUUGACCAAUCUUAUUGCUAUGUUCUUAGUAAUAUUAUUUACUUAG